GUUAAAGACGCUGGCCAGGGCUGGGCGGCCGGUCGGGAGAGCCGGCUUGAGCGCGCCGGCGGCAGAGCGCUAGAGGAGUAGGCAUGCACCCCGAGGCCUCGGAGCUUGCGGCGGACGGGACGGCGGAGCUGGGCCAGGCGCAGGAGCCGGUCGUGGAGGAGUCCACGGGCGACCACGGGGACGGGAGCCACGGGGGCCGCAAAGAAGAAUGACGAAACGUUUCCUGCAACAACUCUGCAAGCAGCACAAGCUUUACGUCACCCCAGCGCUGAACGAUUCGCUGUACUUGCACUUUAAAGCGCGUGCUACACUUGAUGGGCAACCCCGUGGUGAAGCGCAUCCCCAACUACCGGAGGACAGUCACCGUCCGGCUGAAACGCUUAACGUACCUGGACGACAGGCCGGUGUUCCCAAAGGACAGAGCUUGUGCAGAGGCCUGGGCCACCGGAGGGUACGCGGCAGAGAAGGAGGAGAGGCAGCGGUGGGAGAGCAGGGAGCGGAAGAAGAUCACAGACAGCGUGGAAGCCUUGGCCAUGAUCAAGCGGCGUGCGGAGGAGAGGAAGAGGCAGAGAGAAAGUCAGGAGCGAGGGGAGACGCCGCCGGCGGCCGACUCCGCCAGCACCAGCGCCGAGGGAGAGGAGGCGCCACCCCAGGACAGAGAAACACCCAGCAAGAUGGAGUUGUUCGUGGAGCAAAGCUUCGCGGCCAAGGAUGAGCUGUUCCCGGAAGGGCCACGUGGAGAGGAGGAGCUGCCCGCAGAGGCUGCCGGGACCACAGACCACCCGCAGCCAGGCGAGGACCUCCCGGCUGGGCCCCCGAGCCCGCUGGCCCCCAGGGAUGCCCAGGAAGGGUUGGCUCCCCAGCAGGCGGCUCCAGAAGUGGGCGCGGCUGGAACGGAAGACGCAGGAACCCCAGAAGCGGACACAGAGGAGACGCUCCUCAUCGCUGACCUCCCUGAUUUGGAAGACACCGACGACCCAGGAGACUCUCUGGAAGGCCAGGGAACGUGCGUCCCGAGGGUCCAGGCCAUCUCCAGCCUGAGCGAGGACAGUGACCCGGAGCUGGAGCGCCCGCCCACAGACACCCUCUCCAGCAUCUUUGCAGUCUCCAAGGCCGUCUCCGAGAAGGCCGAGACGCCGUUCACAGACACGCUCAGGAUACAAGCAAAGGACCCGGGUGUCCGAACUGCAGUCGCCAAGCCGGCGCGACCGCUGAUUGAGGAGCUGCCAAACAGCCCCUGGCCAACCCCCGCCAGCAGCGGAGAUGCCACACCCCCUCCCUGCAGGGAGGGCGGGGACAGCACCCCCUGCAUGGCCUCUCCCUCAGGGAACACAAUGGAAAAGAAGGAACCACGGUCUGAAACAGAGCCCAAGUUGAGGGUGGGGGCAGGCCAGGAGGACAUCGAAUUCGGCUUGGACUGAACGGCUCCGUGUCAAGCCCUCCCCCCAGCUCUCCCUCCCCAGAGCAUCGCUGGGGUCCCCCGCUCGCCCCCUCGGCUCCCUCAGCCCUGGCUGCGGGGCCGCGCCGUGAAGCGUGUGCUCAGAGCGUCCGUCCGCCCACUGCGCUGUGUGCCUGUCCAUGCCUCCUUGCACAUAAACACCUUCACAUCCA
Oryctolagus cuniculus (rabbit) is the source of this 1611-nucleotide messenger RNA. NCBI's taxonomy places the organism in Eukaryota, Metazoa, Chordata, Mammalia, Lagomorpha, Leporidae. The record is from RefSeq and is a predicted model, not a curated record.